This is a messenger RNA of Sphenostylis stenocarpa, 279 nucleotides long. The record is from the annotation of a GenBank genome assembly. Lineage: Eukaryota; Viridiplantae; Streptophyta; Magnoliopsida; Fabales; Fabaceae.
AUGGUUCUUGAUAUUGAAUAUGAGGAGACUGAGAGACAGAAAAUUCCAUUAAACGAUAAGGAAAAACUAUCUUGGUGGCUGGGGAAAGGUAUGAACUUUCAGUACGUUAGUGGGAGGAAAAAAAUCAUAGACACAAAUUCCUCUCAAAUUAGGAAAAAGGACCAUGCAAUGCAAUGCACAUCAUGUUCAAAAGCUAGUCCUAUUAGACGGAAGCUAAUUGCAGAAAGGGGACCCAGAAAAAGGAAUGUGAUUCAUAAAGAAAAGUUAGGGACUGCAUGA